CCGGUUUAGUGCUUUUAUUAUGCGGCCAACGUUCGUUUCACCUACAUGGAACGGUUUCAAGCGCGUCACGGAACGAGUCUGUGCUCUUGUGUUAAGUAGUGUGUGCUGUUUUAUUACUCAGUGCUGCUCCCAACACCUAUAAUCAUCCCACUAAUUGCUUACUAAUGCUGUCAAUUUAUUAAUAACAGCCAUCUCCUUGCAAAUAGUUAUGGUGAGGUGAUUGUUUCCACACAAAAACCUUAAUUUGCCAUCAACGAAAGGCUUUUAAACAGUGAUUAUUUUGAAUUUUUACGAGGAAAUAAUUGGAUUUCUCUAAACUAAGUACAAUUAGUUGUGGUGUAAAUUGAAAGCAAUAGACAUUCGCUAGCGCUGUUUUAUCUGAAACCUAUUGGUGUUUUUAAUUGAACGAAGAAAUGCGAGAUUUGUGAAGAUAAGUUGAUGUGAAACCUAAGAUGAUGCCUCUGGCUCCGACAUCAGUUAUGGCAAUGCCAACGUCCAAGCCAAAAAUAGGCUUCAGUAUAGACUCGAUUGUGGGCAAUGGUGUGACGAAAACACCGGCUCACUUUUCACCAAACAGCGAGGGCUCCGAGAGGCCACUUAGCCCACUCAGUGAUUGUAGUUAUCCCACGGAAUUAUCACAUCAGCAACUAAGGAGUCCUAGUAGUGUCUCACCGUCUGAUCUGGUACAUCGCAGAUUAGCCAGUUCACCACCCUCAAAUGAACAGAAGAGUCGUACGAUGCGUUCAUCACCAACGCAUCAAACAAUCUUAGAUACCCACCGGAUGACCAGACACACAGAAUCUGCGGGAGGUCAAGAGAGAUCUGAGAAAACCCGCUCUCCAUCACAUCCUGGACUACCCCCUGAGCAUGAGCAACAUGUUUUGCGACGACAGUCGAGAUCACCCUCACCGCCGGGUCCACCACCUCCACCUCCACCGGGUACCAAAGGCCCUAUUGUCGUACCUGGUAUCCCUGCAGGUCUUGUGCGACCUUUCCCAGUAGCCCCCGGUAACAUGACUGAUAUUAAGUCCCUGCCACCGUAUCUUAAUUCGCCGGAAAUGGUCACAGCACACAAUCCUCACUUCCUAGCGGCUCAGUUCCAAAUGGCCGCCGCUCUUCAAUCUGGCCAGUUUCCACCAGGUGCUGGAAUGCCCCAACAUCCUGCCCAUAUGCCGAAUCCCAAUAUGCCGCGAGACAGUUAUCCACUAUAUCCUUGGCUUCUAAGUAGACAUGGCAGGAUAUUCCCCCACCGUUUUCCGGGAAAUUUUCUUCUGCAACCUUUUCGUAAGCCAAAACGAGUGAGAACGGCCUUCUCACCCUCACAAUUGCUCAAACUAGAGCACGCCUUUGAAAGCAACCACUAUGUCGUGGGUGCUGAAAGAAAGACUUUGGCGCAAGCCCUUAGCUUGACAGAGACACAGGUAAAAGUGUGGUUCCAGAAUCGACGGACGAAACACAAAAGAAUGCAGCAAGAAGAGGAUGCAAAGAGUGGCAAUCCUAAUAGUCAGAAUCAGAAGAAUCCCUCUAGUCCCGACAACAACAACGGUAGUCAACUCAGUUAUGAUGAAGAUGAACUCAUCGAUAUGGAGAUGGACGAUUGCCCAAGUGACGAUGAGGGAGAUCCCAAUAUGUGAGACAAUUUCUUCUACCAAAACCACUUUAAUCCUAGUGAUGGCGGUGAGAGUGACGAUUUAAUCGUAAUUGACUAAGCAACACCAACCGCCAACUUACAUUUAAUAGCUUCCGAUACGAAAUUUUCUCACCUCCUCCAUAAACGGAAAGAAACUGGUGAGUAAGGGAAGAGGAGAAAACGUGGACAUGAAUUUCUGGGCAUGUGACUGGUGUACAAAAAUAACGAGAUUCAUUUGCUAUCAAGUAUCAAUUAAAUGAGUUCCUCAAUUAGUAAGUGACAUCGUAUAAUACAGCAAAAUAUUUAGCGUGUUUUACCGCAAUCACAUCACAAAUUGAUUGAUGGAUGAUAUGGUGUAUGACGGUGAAAAAAAAAACAAUUAAAAAAAUAUCAGCUUAAAAUAUGUGAUACGAAUUUGUUUAUACCAUAUUGCUAUAAACAAAACCUUUUCCGGUGUAAAUAACCAUCAACUUAUUAAGUAAUGUGUUAAUUUAAAUUAGGUUAUAGAAUACUCCUGAAUUAUGUAUAUUGCAUUUGGGAGAGAGUGUAGAGAAGAAAAUGUACUUUAAUUAAAAAUGUGCCAAAUUUUAUCUGACGCACUGCUGUAGAUAAUGACCAGUUUUUGCAAGGGCAAUUGAGAAAGAUGCGUUUAUUUCUUCGCGAAUUUAUGCAUUAUGACGGGUAAAAUGAACAACUACUAUUUUCGAUUGAGUGAUGUAAAAGUGGCAUUUAGCCUAAAACCAUAACAUUAAUUAGCAAGCAAUUUGCCCAUUUCCCGUGAGCGUCAAACCAUUUAAAACAAAUUAUCCAGGAGACUUAUAAAAAAAAAAAUACUAUUGCAGCAGAUACAAGUAAUAUAAUAAAUUUACUUGAUAAAAGAAUCUAUGUAUGUGUCAAAUAUAAAUGAUGAAUGUGUAAAUAGUAGAAAUUAUAUAAUAGAAAAUAGAGGAUUGAAAUGAACAUAAAGGGACUUCGAUAAAUAAAUGAGAUAUGAGUUUGAAAUUGAAGAAAAAUGCCAUCAAGAAUGUACAUUCUUGAAGAAACAUUAAAAAAAAUAUGAAUGUAAAAUGUUUAGCAAAUAAAAAGGCUCAAAUAAAACCAAUCUUUUUGAAAAAAAAAA
Molecule: messenger RNA, 2750 nt
Organism: Phlebotomus papatasi
Lineage: Eukaryota; Metazoa; Arthropoda; Insecta; Diptera; Psychodidae
Gene: ems
Product: homeotic protein empty spiracles
Exons: 3
Coding region: 453-1634 (393 amino acids)
Biological process (GO): regulation of DNA-templated transcription; neuron differentiation; brain development
Molecular function (GO): DNA binding; DNA-binding transcription factor activity, RNA polymerase II-specific
Source: RefSeq, a predicted model, not a curated record